Molecule: messenger RNA, 1018 nt
Organism: Oryza sativa Japonica Group (Japanese rice)
Lineage: Eukaryota; Viridiplantae; Streptophyta; Magnoliopsida; Poales; Poaceae
Biological process (GO): endoplasmic reticulum to Golgi vesicle-mediated transport
Cellular component (GO): TRAPP complex
Source: RefSeq, a predicted model, not a curated record
CACUGAUGAGUUAGAUCCAACGUCCCAGACAUCUCCCGGCCGCACCCCCCCCCCCCCCACCACGCAUCGCCUCCACCACCCCCAUCACGCCGCUGUCGCCGUCGCCAUCCCGCUGCUCGUCUCCGUUGCCGUCCCCGCCCCUCCGCCCCCGAUCUACGCCUGGGCACCCGCCUCCGCGCCCCUAGAUCACCGUCGGCCUGAGUCGCCGGGCUCGUCGUCGCCAAGCCGAUCCCCUCCGCAGGGAGUUUCUACUCAGCAUUCUUGUGUGAUAAUGGCGUUAGCAGCAAUCUACAGCCUUUUCAUCAUUAACAAAUCUGGCGGCCUUAUAUACUACAAGGACUAUGGCUCAGCAGGGAGGACGGACACCAAUGACAGUCUACGCUUGGCAAGUCUUUGGCAUUCCAUGCAUGCUAUCUCCCAGCAGCUGUCCCCUACACCUGGCUGUGAAGGCAUUGACCUUCUACAAGCCCACAACUUUGAUCUCCAUUGCUUCCAGUCCCUCACAGGGACAAAGUUUUUUGCUGUAUGCGAAACUGGUGCUCAAAAUAUCGAGACUCUACUGAAAGUCAUAUACGAGCUCUACACGGAUUUUGUUCUGAAAAAUCCAUUCUACGAGAUGGAGAUGCCAAUUCGUUGUGAGCUUUUUGAUCUCAACCUGGCUCAGGUCAUUCAGAAGGACCGCGUCACACUUCUGGGUCGAUGAAUCAUUUAGAAAACAUGACGCACCAUGUCUUUGUAUGUGGCUUAUAUGACAUGUAUGGUGUCAGUAGGGUACUUGGAAUUCAGGCAAGUCAUUACACUGCAUCACAAAGUCCAUAUACAGUGUGCAGUCGAUUCCUUCUAGUUCUGAAAAUUACUUUAUUCCUGAAGUAUCAUUUGUGCCAUUUUGGACUUUAUAUGUUUCCAGUCGCACCAACCAAUUCAGGAAGGUGCAUCACACCCGUAUUUGCAUUUGCAUCUGGCAAUGAAUUCUUAUUGAAGAGAACAUAUGAACAAUGGGCAAUUUGUUUUGCACCAA